GGCUGGAGUGUGACGAGUCGUAUUUGCUAAUGUUUUUCCAAAACACACAAAGUGAACAAAUAUGGACUCGAAUUUAACGUGAAUUAAAGCAUAAAUACUCACCAUUAUGGUAGUAAAAGACAUGGAGUCCACCGUUCAAAUGCGUCUGUACACCUUGACAAAAAGACAAUUCGUCUUGGUUUUUGUUGCUUUUAUCGUCGCUUUUUUCUGCAGUGUUAUCAUUGGAAUUGCAGGCCCUCCCAUCAUCUCAAGUAGGAGUUACAGUGCUGUUCAUGAAUUAAACGUACCACAAAAGAAAUUACUGACUGGUCCAUAUGAGAUAGAUACUGGUCUACUGUCAUCUUUCAGUCAGCAGAUAUGGAUCCUCUGUAACUUUAAAAUUAAUGGAACAAAGAGUGGUAAUUCCUUCGAUGUCAAAUUCAAGUUGGGUGUCGAAAUCCGUGGUCGAGUGAAAGACACAAGCUAUCAUCGGAUUGCAACAUCCUUCAAUAGGACAAGAUAUGUUAAAUGUAAUGAGAAGGAGUGCAGUAACAUGGUCAUCUUACACCUUGGGUUUAUCGACUACCCAUCGUAUGCCGUAAAAGUCACGUUUGAUGGAUUAAACUUCCCAUCUGGUAUAUACUUAGAUGAUGUCACAUUUUCUCUGAAGCACUAUAGUUCAGACUUUACUCAAGUGGAGAUUUGGUUCAGAUUUGUAUUCCUAGUCAUGGCCUUUAUAUGUACGUGUUUGUUUGCUUAUUCUCUAAGAAGAUUCUCCCUCAAGCACUGGUCUAUUGAACAAAAAUGGAUGUCCAUGCUUCUUCCUCUUCUUCUUCUAUACAAUGAUCCAUUGUUUCCCAUGCACUUCCUGGUCAACAGCUGGAUUCCUGCCAUGUUUGAUUCUUUAUUCCAGGCAUCAUUCCUUUGUGCACUGUUGUUGUUCUGGCUGUGUGCAUUCCAUGGAAUUAGACAGAGUGACAGACGUUUCUUCCAGUUCUACUUUCCAAAGCUUCUGAUCGUCGGCAUGCUGUGGGUCUCUGCUUUUGUCCUAUCAACCUGGCAGCAAUACAAUGAACUCCGAGACCCAACUUAUCAGUACAAGAUAGACAUUGGACAUUUCAUGGGUCUAAAAGUGUUCUUUUUCACCAUUGGUGGCAUAUAUGUGAUCUACUUGAUCUAUCUACUGAUCAGAGCAUACAGUGAACUCAGGGCAAUGCCUUACUUUGAUCUGAGAAUCAAAUUCUUGACAGGCUUGAUGCUGAUUGUUGUGACAAUCAGUUUAGUGAUUACAGGCUUGAGGUUUGGUGCCGCAGUAUUACAGGAGAACUUUGUGGCAGACUUGGAAACGCACUACAAAAACUCUGCGGAAUUCCUAACAUUUUAUGGACUUCUGAACUUCUAUCUCUACACAAUGGCAUUUGUGUACUCUCCGUCCAAGAAUGCUCUCUAUGAUUCCUACUUCCGAGAACCGUCGACUUUCUCUAUGAUCAAUGAAUCAGAUGAAGAGGACCAAAUGAUCUACAGUUCAAAAAAGAGCCAGGACAAUUCUCCCUACUGCAGCUCCUCUGAAGAUUAAGAAUGGACAGACAGACAGAAAGAAUAGUCAACCAAGAGGCAACAAUCUUGACAAGUAGUCGCGUGUUAGGCCAAACAAAAAAAGUGUGAUUCCUAUUGCGCAACUGACCCUUUUUCCCCCCCAAAUUUUGCCGACCCUAAUAUUUUUUUAUUCCCAAAUGCAUUUCCACUGUUGUAUCAGUAAAACAAAUCCGACCUACCAACCCCAAUAUUAUUUUGCUCAUGCAACAGGAAACACACUUACUUUUUUGUUUGGCCUUAGCUUUUUURUGUACAAUGUGUAACCAUCUUGAGAAUGAACACUUUUGAUUGGCUUAAAUAGUUGUUUUGGGUGAAACUUUGUAGUUAAACAAAUUCAUUCAAUUAGGCAAUGUUAGAAUUUAGCAUACUAGGGGUCAUCUUUGUAAUUUCUAAUAAAUGCAUCACAACCACUCUCACAUGGGAGUCCCUCCCUUUAGUGGUGUGUAUCAAGAUGUGAGCAAAAUGAACCCUCAUUACAAUAGUCAUGGUAGGAAUAUUUUGUUAAACUAAUAAUUAAUAGUUUUGUAUUAAUUAAUAAUGAUAAAUAUCUGGGACAUUGAACAGUUCAUUCCAGAUGUUUGUGUCCUUGAAAAAGAAGGACUCAACAAAAGUCAAAGAUAUAAAUAAUUUAUAAUUAUUCUAUUAAAAUGCUGACAACCUUCGAUACAGCAUAUAGGGAGUUAAUGGUAUAUGGAUAUAUGUAGGAUAUUAGUACUGGUAGAUACUAAAGAGUAGGCUGGAUUGUYAAACCUUGUCGACAACCCACAGAAACCUUAAUUUAGUCUAAAUUAUAAUCAUUUUACCUUAAAUAGAGGCUUUGCACCAUCACGUGAUGGCAGCCAUGACGUGAUGCAGGAACAAUUGAAUCUGGUCUAAUCUGAUUUACAUGAGAAAGAAUUCAGUUUCCCAGAAAAGAACCACUCUAUCGCUGUUYCUCCUGUCGUGGCUGUCAUCAUGUGAUGGUGCAAAGCCUCUAUUGAUUAUGUUUCCUAGUUGUUGGUCAUGCCGAGAGAAAAAUAAUGAUUGUAAUUUGUAAUAAGUAAGCCAACUGCUUAGUUCUGUGUUAAAUAUGCUCUAAUAAUAAAUAGUAAUAGUAUUAGUAAUAAUUAAUACAAUUUAAUGAUUAUAGUGUGUAAGGACUAAUUAGACUCUUGACAUGUGAAUUGCACUUAAACAUGUAAUAUGCUUUCAAUUCGACCCAGAUGAGCUGCGCCACUGCUGUACUUGUGAUGGCGAUUAACAAUAACAACAACCAAAUGCAUUCUGAUCUAUCUUAUCACAUACGUUAUGUUUAACAUUCCUCGUAUGUUGCUAUUUGUACCCAAGCAAGACCAGAAUGCACCAGUUGAUUGUUUUUUUCUUAAAAUCACCCUGUACAAAUGAAAAAACCAUUAACUAUCAUACUUAAUAAAUAUAUAAAAUACUUCUCUAAUACUAUGGAUAUACUGUAACACAACGAAGAAAGAAUAAAUGAAUAAUGUUAACAAUA
Molecule: messenger RNA, 3064 nt
Organism: Actinia tenebrosa (Australian red waratah sea anemone)
Lineage: Eukaryota; Metazoa; Cnidaria; Anthozoa; Actiniaria; Actiniidae
Product: transmembrane protein 181
Molecular function (GO): toxic substance binding
Source: RefSeq, a predicted model, not a curated record